Molecule: messenger RNA, 1828 nt
Organism: Hordeum vulgare subsp. vulgare (domesticated barley)
Lineage: Eukaryota; Viridiplantae; Streptophyta; Magnoliopsida; Poales; Poaceae
Product: cytochrome b561 and DOMON domain-containing protein At4g12980-like
Exons: 3
Coding region: 506-1681 (391 amino acids)
Source: RefSeq, a predicted model, not a curated record
UUAUUAGGGAGAUGGGGAUAAAAUAACAGAUGCUCAGGCCAAUAGCAUAGCGACACCAGCCGAGUGCAUAUGUCCUCCCCUUUCUUUCAUGGUUCCAAGACAGGAACGCGGGGAAAUGAGAAGAAAAGAGAGAGGUGAAAUAAAAGUGAACGAGAUGAGAAGGUUGCCUGUGUGUUGUGUUGGACGAUGCAUGGUUUAAAUCAUGGACAUCGUGCUAGUGGUAGCAGCGCCCGUGUAGUGGCAUCUAGAAUAGUACUGUAUUCCAUUGUACUCUACUCUAUUUGCCGCCGAGCACUAGGAGUAGCAUGCAUGCCAGACGAAUCAAUAGCUGGCAACGCAUCACCACACACCCAUGCUAAAGUGCAAAAGGCGUAGCCACUGAACGAACGGCGCCACCUUUCCUCCCUCCCCUGCUUCCCCACACGUACGCUGCUUCCUUCCUUCCCCGCGCUCCGGUCCCGAGAGAAGACAAGAGAUCCAUCGUCCUUAGAGAGGCGUGCCCGUCAUGCGAGUCCUUGUGCUGUUGGUGGCGGCGCUGGUCGAGGCGGCUGCGCGCGUGGGCGCGUCGGGGGCGUGCGCGGCGGAGAAUCUCUCGCAAAACCGCGUGUACGCGGCGUGCAGCGACCUGCCCACCCUGGGCGCGUCCGUGCACUGGACGUACGACCCAGAGACGUCGUCGCUGUCCGUCGCCUUCGUCGCCGCGCCUCUCUCGGCCAGCGGCUGGGUCGCAUGGGGGCUCAACCCCACCGGCGACGGCAUGGCCGGCACGCAGGCGCUCAUCGCCGCUCCCAAGGGCGGCGGCGGCGCGUACGGCGUCCAGACGUACGACAUACAAGGGGCCUCGCUCGGAUCACCGGGGCGCAUCGCUUACCCGACGUCUGACCUCGCCGCCGUGCUCGGAGGCGACGGCCGCGUCCAGAUGUUCGGGAAGCUCACGCUCCACAACGGAACCGGGGAGGUGAACCAGGUCUGGCAGAUGGGCCAGGUGUUGGGAGGGAGCAUCGCUGUGCACGCUAUGGCAGCCGGCAACAUGGGGGCCAAGGGGAAGCUCAACCUGGUCACUGGGGCCGCCACUAGAGGCAGCAGCAACCUCUUGAAGAAAAAGACUCAUGGAAUUCUGAAUGCUGUUAGCUGGGGCAUUCUACUGCCAAUCGGAGGCAUAGUUGCUAGAUAUCUCAAGACAUUCAAAUCAGCCGAGCCUGCUUGGUUGUACCUUCAUAUAGCCUGCCAGCUGAUGGCAUAUAUGAUGGGACUAUGCGGCUUCCCUAUCGGUAUUGAUCUAGGAAAUCUGUCCAAGGGAAUCACCUACUUGUCUCACAGAAAUAUGGGGAUCGUUGUACUUGCUAUUGGUACCCUUCAGAUCGUUGCACUGGUCCUGAAACCCAACAAGGAUCACAAGCUCCGCGUGUACUGGAACUUGUACCACCACUCAGCGGGCUACGCCAUCAUUGUCCUCGGCAUCGUCAACGUCUUCAAGGGCAUGACCAUCCUGAACGUUGGAGAGAAGUUGAAGACUGGGUACAUCAUCACGAUCGGCAUCCUGACUGGCAUCGCAGUGGCGCUGGAGGUGAUCACGUGCAGCAUCGCCUGGGAGUGCAGCAUCGUCGUGCAGAGGAGGAACACGAAGGACAAGGCUCCCAGCGGCCCCGCAUACAAUGGCCGCUUGCCGCUCUCUAUAUGAUUCUGAAUUGCAUGUUAUUAGAUCUGUAACAUAAUUAGAGCAUCUACAGUGGAUCGUAGCUAACAGGACAAUCUAUAUGUUCAAGGAUACGCUCAGGCACGUCGGGACUCCUCACAUUGACGGGUCAACAAGGCAAUAUAUUUUAAA